UAAUCGGGCCUACCUUUUUCCUCCGUCAUUGUUAAGUGGGUAUCAAAUUAGGGUGUUCUUAUCGCGGACGCUAUCGCUCGCCUUCUUCGUCAAGAUCCCAAUUCUUGGACAUUAACAAAUUGCUCGAGGUGGUCGCGAAGACGGCGAUCAUGGCAGCGCUGGCGCCUGGAAUCCUCCAGAAACUUCUCAAUGGCAUGGACAAGGGAGCCCAGAAGCCGGUCGGGGAGCACCGGAGCGCUCACUUGCAGGUCACCGACAUCGUCCCCGCCGACCUCGACGAGAAGGAUCUCUUCCCCAAGCGCGGCUUCUACAUCAAGCUCUCUGACUCCUCCCAGUCCCUCUACGCCCGCCUCCCUUUCCACCAACACGACCUCGUCCUCAGCAACAAGCUCCAGCUAGGCCAGUUCAUCCAAGUCGACCGGCUGGAGCCGGCCUCCCCUGUUCCGGUCAUCAUCGGCGCCAAGCCGCUUCCGGGACGCCACCCCCUCCUAGGCUCUCCCCAGCCCAUCGAGAGGCGAUCGGUCAAGGCGUCUCCCUCCGUUCGGCGAAGAGGUUCGUGGGAGCAACACCCAGCUGGUACUACUCCUUCCCCCGCUACAAUGAAGCCUAGCGCACUUGACUUCGAAGAGACCACACCGACGAGAGGCCGACCGCAUAGAAGCGGGGUCGCCGCUGUGAGAUCAUCAGUGAGCGGGCCUCUUCUUUCUAAGCUCGCGGAUGGUAAGGAAGCAGGCUCUUCUUCGGUGAGGAAAAGCUGCAGCAUCUCCAGGUUCCCGAGGAGCAAGAGCCUCCUCGAUCGAGAUCAUAAGGAUAUCAGAUUGAGCAGUUUUGCGAUAGUUGAGGAAGAUUCCUCCUCUUGUGCAUCUGAUGAAAAGAGCAGCUCAACUGCAACAGAGAGCUUGAAUUGUGGAACCAGAGAAAGUGAAGGCAUCUCUUUACCUAGAAAACUCAGGAACUUGGGAAAGGAGGCUUUGGAGCAUAGAGAUGCAGCUCAGAAGGUAGCUCUGAAGGCUCUUCGAGAUGCUUCGACUACUGAAACUGUAGUGAGAGUAGUCAAGAUGUUUUCUGAAUUGAGUAGUAUCGCGAAACUGGAAGCCCCCGCUGCUUGUCUCGAACAGUUCUUGGCAUUCCAUCGGCAGAUUGUACAAGCCGUGGCUGAUAUAGAAGCAAUUCAAGUAGCUACAAGAGAGGAAUCCAUGAAGAAGCAAAGUGAUAUGGAUGGUCCAUCCAUCUUGCAGGAAAGAAAUCACAACUCAAAGAAGCAAGAUAAACAAUUGAACGCGAGCCCCGCGAAGCACUCAAAAUCAAAAUCAAACCAGAAGGCCGCAGCUGCCUCGAACAAAAAGGAACAGCGUGACUGUGUUGCUGAUGAGGUUGCAUUGCCAAUUUCUUCCUUGGACAACUCAAUCAAAUUGGUAAGGCAAAUUCGAACUGAAGCAGGGAAAUGGUUCAUGGGGUUUCUGGAAGGAGCAGUGGAGUCGGGUCUGAAGAAAUCUAAAGGUUCUUCGAGUGGUGUUGGUGGAUUGAAGUUGGCUCCCUGCCCUCAGUCAUUGAUAUUGCGGGUCAUAAACUGGAUAGAAUUGGAGCAAUGUGGCUGCAAGAUGGCUGAUCUCCAUCCAAGAGCAUCACAAAUCGCAAGAAAACUAAGGAUAAAGGCAAAGAACCCUUGAUUCUGUAACCUCUCAGGGUGAGGUUUGAAAAUGUUACUUGUUGAUUUCAAUUCUAGCCAUGGUCAAUUUAAUUUAUUUUCAAAAAACUCUUUGUAUAGAAUCCCAUGGAGGUUUGAUUUUUCAAUCUUCUGAUUCAACCA
This is a messenger RNA of Zingiber officinale, 1810 nucleotides long. RefSeq lists its product as uncharacterized. The coding region runs from base 150 to 1670 and encodes 506 amino acids. The record is from RefSeq and is a predicted model, not a curated record. The transcript has 3 exons. Lineage: Eukaryota; Viridiplantae; Streptophyta; Magnoliopsida; Zingiberales; Zingiberaceae.